AUGGCUAUCACCGACCUUCAUAUUAACAAUGAUAAAUAUAAUGAUUCUCCUAUGAAGUUAAUAUACAUAUCACUUAAUGAAGCUGUAAAAAAAUCAUUAGAAGAUGAGAAAAUCUUUGCAGAUCCAGCUGUCAAGCACAAAAGGCCUAUAGGUUAUGAUGAACCCCUUCUAUCAUCUGAUAUUAAAGUUUGGCAUCUAUUAGAACCUAGUAAACUAGAAGGCUGA
Messenger RNA from Cetraspora pellucida, 225 nucleotides. Lineage: Eukaryota; Fungi; Glomeromycota; Glomeromycetes; Diversisporales; Gigasporaceae. The record is from the annotation of a GenBank genome assembly.